UUGCCACCAUCAAACAUCAAUCCACACUCAUUUCCCUCCUCUAAACCCACCUUCUUCACUUCACUAAUCUCAUAAUACAAGCAAAAGCACUCCUUCCGAGGUCUUGAAAGACCUCUGUUGGAUGCUAUUGCUAGUUAUUUUCUCUUAAAACCAAACAACAAAAGAUAAAAAUUCCAGUACCAACUGCGUGGGUAUUAAUAGUUGGAGAUGUCUGCCUCACUUAGCAAGAGCUUCCUAUUAUCUUCAGCUGAGGAGGUCAUGGAUUCCAAGAAGCAAGGCAUAGUAUCCAUUCUGGGAUCGGAUGCUGAGAGACCCACCAAAGCUACGUCACUUAGAAGAACUCUGUCUGCCGAUAUGUCGUCCCGGAAAUGGCUGUCUCCCCUGAAAAAGAGUCCAUCAUCCCAAGAAUUCCCUGUUCCUUCUUCAUUUGAAGAAGAGGGGGAAAAUGAAGCACCAGAUCAAUCCCAUAUCUGGGCUUCAAUUCAACAUGAAAAGAAGCAACCUCAAAACCCUUCCCAGUUCGAUAUAUGGAGCUCAAUCAUAUCACAAAAGGCUGAACAAGAGUCUUUCAAGUCUUCCCCACCUUAUAUUCACCCUCUUGUGAAACGAUCCACCAGUUGUUUAAGCGAGAAAAGCCUUGAAAUCUGCACUGAGAGCCUUGGUUCUGAGACUGGCUCUGAUGGGUUCUCUUCAGAAACUGGUGAGGUGGAGGAAGAUCAACAUCUGCAACACCAAAAGCAAGAAACACUAGAACCCAUGAUGAUGCCUUGUUUCCAUGGUGAAAAGGCGACAACUGUGAAAUACAGCUAUGAUGUUGGCAAGAAAUCGCCAAACCCAUCAUUUCCACCGCCGAUUCCUUCCCUUUCUGGCAAAGGUGGAGCAUCGAGGCGCUUGAAGACUCAUCGUGAUAAUGGUAAAUUGGUUAUUGAAGCUGUUUCAAUGCCUUCAUUGAACAACUUCCUAGCUCAACGCCAAGACGGCCGCCUUGUCCUCACUUUUGCCAAUACCACUGCUCCUAGUGAAGCACCAGAAGAAGAAAGUAAGGAGGUAGGAGAGUUGGAAGAAGAGUUUGAAAACUUUGGAGAGAAAGAAAGUGAAAUAGGCAUUGAUGAUGAUGAUGAUGGUGAUGAUGAUGAUGAUGAAGGAGAGGAGGAAAGUGAGAUUGGGCUGGCUCCUAACCUAUCAUGUGGAGCAAUGAAUGUGCAUAGGUUAGCUGUAAUGAUGAACAAGCCCAUAUGGUUAGCAAAUAGGAGGAACCCAACAUGGCCUAAAAAUUUUGACGAAAUAGUCAAUUUUGGAGAGGAAAGGGAAGGGAAAGUUGAGUCAAAUAGCCCACCACCACUAGCACAGUCAUUGCCACCACGUCCACCACCGUCCAAGGCUGCUGGAGUAGGAGCAGCUUCAUCAUUCAAUGCUUAUGAGUACUACUGGAGGAGGCCCAAUCAGGGAAUGUCAAAGACGGCAGCGGUAGUUGUUGACCCACUUGCUCAACAGUCACCACCAGGGAAGGACGAUAGCAAGCGGCUUAUCCUGACAAAGAAUCUAAUGGCUAAUAAAGAUCAACAACACUUGCAAGAGUUGGAAGGGAAGAAAGGUGAUUACAUUGUUCCUUUGUUAAAAGGCUGCAAGGAACCUAGGAGGUCCCUUCUGCUCUGGGAGCCCUAUUCCAUUGCCACUUCCUGAUUACCCAAAAAUACCAUCUCCAAAUUGUCCCUAUUAUUAUUGUUAUUACUUACUAUUGAUUACCCUUUCUUUUCUUUUCUUUUUCUCUCCUAGCUAAUUUUUCCACAUCCACUCGUUGAGAGUGAUUGUGUAGUCAAAAUUUCUAAUAAAAGGAUCUACGAAAAAGGAGAGAAUACUUUUUUGGAAAUUUUGGAAGAUGAAAUUUGGAAUAUAUACUGGUAAUUUUGUAUAA
This is a messenger RNA of Gossypium raimondii (Peruvian cotton), 1915 nucleotides long. RefSeq names its product protein FAF-like, chloroplastic. NCBI's taxonomy places the organism in Eukaryota, Viridiplantae, Streptophyta, Magnoliopsida, Malvales, Malvaceae. The transcript is spliced from 2 exons. The record is from RefSeq and is a predicted model, not a curated record. The coding region runs from base 208 to 1683 and encodes 491 amino acids.